Molecule: messenger RNA, 2113 nt
Organism: Culex pipiens pallens (northern house mosquito)
Lineage: Eukaryota; Metazoa; Arthropoda; Insecta; Diptera; Culicidae
Product: WD repeat domain phosphoinositide-interacting protein 3
Exons: 4
Coding region: 606-1625 (339 amino acids)
Biological process (GO): protein lipidation; protein localization to phagophore assembly site; autophagy of mitochondrion
Cellular component (GO): phagophore assembly site membrane; extrinsic component of membrane; cytosol
Molecular function (GO): phosphatidylinositol-3-phosphate binding; phosphatidylinositol-3,5-bisphosphate binding; protein binding
Source: RefSeq, a predicted model, not a curated record
AGUACGAAUCAAAUUGGUCGGGAUGGGUUGGUAAACUUUCUUCGCAAAAGUUUGUGGAAAAGCAGCAAAAGUUUUCGUUCGGUUCGCGGCGGUGGCAAAGUGUUGACUUUUUUGCAAUUUUAGAAGAGUGAUUUGAGCGGCUUAUCGCAACGUAGCGGAACAUUGCAGUGAUAAAAGGUGCAUCAAAGUACGCAGCUAGGCAGGUGUAAAAAGGUUAUCACAUUCGCGGCAUUGCAUUUUGGAUUGUGUUUUGCGAUCGAAAGCAAAAAAAGGCAGAGGGAAAAAAAGAAGGACAUUAAAAUUCAGAAGCCAAAGUAAAAAUAACACACUCUUUACGAAGGGGAGCCGAAAAAACAAAAACACUCUUGAGAGUCGAGAUUUUAAAACACAGCAUUUGGUCGUACAACAAACGCCAUUGACAGGAGAAGUAGAAGAGUAUGAAAUGAUAAGCCGCCGCCUUCGCCAGUCAAAAUAAUUAGAGACUGUCCUCCCCCGCCCUCCCCACCUCGGUUGCAAGUUGGGCGGUUGUUUGCGUAGGCAGAUUUUCGAAGCUGGAGGAGGACGAUUCGGGUGAGGAGAAAAGUGCACAAAAAACCAGCCCGAAAAUGAACCUGCUGGACAGCAACCCGUACGGGAACGGCCUCCUGUACGCCGGAUUUAAUCAGGACCAAGGUUGCUUCGCGUGCGCCACCGACAAUGGCUUCCGGGUGUACAACACGGACCCGCUCAAGGAGAAGGAACGCCAGUACUUUACGGACGGCGGCGUCGCUCACGUGGAGAUGCUCUUCCGGUGCAACUAUCUGGCCCUGGUCGGCGGCGGCAUCCGGCCGCUCUAUCCUCCGAACAAGGUGCUCGUGUGGGACGACCUCAAAAAGGCGCCGGCCAUCUCGCUGGACUUCAACGCCCCGGUCAAGGCAGUUCGGUUACGGCGGGACCGGAUCGUAGUUGUGCUGGAAGGAAUCAUCAAAGUUUACACGUUCACACAAACGCCGACACAGCUGCACGUGUUCGAAACCAGCCAAAACGGCCAGGGACUGUGCGUGCUCUGUCCCAACAGCAACAAAUCACUGCUGGCGUUCCCGGGCCGGCGAACGGGACACGUGCAGAUCGUUGACCUGGCAAAUACCGAGAAGGCUCCGCAGGAGAUUAUCGCCCACGAAACGGCCAUCAGCUGCAUCGCGUUGAACCUGCAGGGCACGCGACUGGCCACGGCGAGCGACCGCGGCACGUUGAUACGGAUCUUCGACACGGCCAGCGGAACCAAGGUGGCGGAAUUGCGGCGAGGGUCCAAUCAGGCCAAGAUCUACUGCAUCAACUUCAACCACGCGUCGACGGCGGUCGUCGUUUCGUCCGACCACGGCACGAUCCACGUGUUCAACCUGGAGGAACCCAAGGGCAAGGAAUCGUCCAGCAUGCUGACCAAGUACUUCACCAGCCAGUGGUCGUUCUGCAAGUUUUCGAUUCCGCAGGGACCGCCGUGCAUUUGUGCGUUCGGCUCCGAGAACAAUUCGGUCAUUGUAAUUUGCGCCGACGGCCACUACUACAAGUUCGUCUACAACAGCAAGGGCGAGUGCAGCCGGGAAGUUUGCUCGCAGUUCCUCGAGUUGACCGACGAUCACACCUAGAGGACGUUGUUUUACGCAAAAAAAAAGAGAGACUGUUUUUGGAUGCGCGGAAAUUAUGGUGUCUUCGAAUGUGGCUCGGUCUCGGUUUUAACGGGGUCAAACGGGACCGGGGGCAGCUCCUGGGUCCUACUUUACUGAGAAGAAGCGAUUUUAUUUUAGAUGGAAAAGUCCAGGUUUUUUGUUAGCGUUUGCGUUUGCUUUGGAUUCUUUUUUCCUCAAACACAACACACUCUCAUGAUGCAGAUGAAAAAGUAUAUUUUACGUUGUGAGAAAUACGGGAAAAAUCUGGAUUGUAAGUGAACUAAUAUAUACAUACAUAUUAUUGAUAUAAUAUUUAUCAAGGAGAACAAACACACACACAUACAUUAUGAGCAUUAAGCGAUUAUUAUGAUUCUUAUUAUUGAGCGAAUAGAAUUAUUGUGUAUGUCAUCUGAAAUAAUGGAGAUAAGCCCCAUUAUUUAAUAAAUAUUUUUGUUGGUAUAUCUCAA